Malurus melanocephalus (red-backed fairy wren) is the source of this 2449-nucleotide messenger RNA. Its product is annotated as phenylalanine-4-hydroxylase-like. Gene Ontology annotation, molecular function: iron ion binding; phenylalanine 4-monooxygenase activity. The coding region runs from base 10 to 540 and encodes 176 amino acids. Gene Ontology annotation, biological process: L-tyrosine biosynthetic process. The transcript has 6 exons. NCBI's taxonomy places the organism in Eukaryota, Metazoa, Chordata, Aves, Passeriformes, Maluridae. The record is from RefSeq and is a predicted model, not a curated record.
UCAAAUAUCAUGUUUUUCUGCAGUGAUAUUUGCCACGAGCUGCUAGGACACGUCCCUCUUUUUGCUGAUCCCAGUUUUGCUCAGUUUUCYCAGGAAAUUGGACUGGCAUCGCUGGGAGCUCCAGAUGAUUUCAUCGAGAAACUCGCCACGGUUUAUUGGUUUACUGUGGAGUUUGGACUGUGUAAGGAAGGAGAUUCCCUCAAGGCUUAUGGCGCAGGGCUGCUGUCUUCAUUUGGGGAGCUGCAGUAUUGUUUAUCAAGUAAGCCUGAGAUCCAGCCCCUUGUCCUGGAGAAGACUUCUGUGCAGAAGUACCCUGUCACUGAGUUCCAGCCCAUCUACUACGUUGCUGAAAGCUUUAAAGAUGCAAAAGAAAAGCUGAGGAAAUUUGCUCAGACCAUCCCUCGUCCUUUCUCUGUUCGGUAYAACCCCUACACCCAAAGGAUUGAAGUCCUGGACAAUGCAAAGCAGCUGAAGAACUUAGCUGACACGAUCAACAGUGAGAUUGGGAUCCUUUGCAAUGCCCUCCAGAAGCUAAAAUGAAGAUUUGCUGUGUUUUUUUAGUGACUGGAAGCUAUCAUGUGCAAGUGCCAAUCUUAGUCCAGCCUUAGCCUAUUAUCUUCCAGUGUACUGCAUGAGUGCUUAUGUUGUAUAUCUUAAUUAUUAUAGCUUAGCAGAGAAACAGCCAUCUGCAGGUGACCCUCCCCUCUUUUGGCCUUCAGACACUAAUCCAUUAUUUCUCACUAAUGAAUAAAAAUGACCUGAUUUCUGUGAAUCUGGGGAAGCCUGUGGGUGUUUCAUGCCAAAGGUUAGCAGAAGGAGGAGAUCUUGGCCGUGCAGAGCUGCACUGGUGGGGUCUGGGACCAGGAUGGGAUGUCAGCGAUGAGCAGAGUGAUCCACCYUGCCUUCUCUGACAGCCACACUCCCCUCAGUCCCUCCCAAGGUUCCUGUGGAGUCUGGAACUCCACACCUUUCAGGGUAAACAGGAGACUUUUCAGGGUAUAGGGGGGAUUGCUCCCAACAGACAUGCUCAGCUGUGGGAGGCUGAGGUGUGAAGGAUGCAUUUUUUUUUUGUGUCCUUCCCUGAGAGUGUCUUAUUCAACACUGCUAUGAGAUGUCUCCUAGUUUAACAGCCUAGAAGGUGGAUUCCAGCACCUUGGGAAUGAAGAGGGAGUGGUUGUUUCAAUGCAGCUGGGGACAUCAAAGCCUUCCAGCUUCUAACCCACUGAAUCUGUGGCUGGAGUCCCCAUCAAAGUCAUGGGGUAACUGGGACCUGUCCCAGUUACAUUCAAACCCAAACAUGUUCCUUUUCAAUACACAUCCUAAUUAAUGACCCCUUUUUGAAUCUCCAUCACCCAUCUGAGCUUUAAUCUCCCUUUUUUUUGGUGAAAGUGGUUUUAUUUUUCCUGGAGCGAAUCUCAGCUGAGUCAGCAAAUGGAACCAAAGGUGGUUCCGGCUCAAGUCAAUGGCUGAGCAUGGAGAGAGAAGAGUUUUGCUGCUCAGGAAGCUGUUUCUGUAUUUAUCUUAURAAUUUCACAGAAAUCAGCUAAAUGCCCUGUUGGACUGGCCCACACUACACAAUGCCCCCUUGUAGCUCCCUGGUUGAAGGAGGGAGAUSAGCACUUGAACAUGGGGACAGAAUGGAGCAAAGCAAAGCUGAACAGYAUUUUCAGCCUGAAACAAUUUUGCAUCGUGAUGUUAACACCACUCAGAGGUCAAAUUUCUCUUAGAAGAUUCAAAGAUGGAGAGGGAUUUGAAAGUCCACGAGUCUCAUACCUGCUACAUUACUAGUUUUGUAUUUCUAGUAUGAAAAUCAAUACUGCUUUAAUAUAAGCAUCAUCCUUUAGAAGAUAGGAAGURCAUCUGUUUUCAUUUUAUUUAUGAUGGGUAAUAACAUUAAUCUUGGGAUACCAGCUGGAACCCUUUUCAAAAGACAUAUACUUGUGCAAAAUGGUAUCAUUUUGAUGCUUUGAAGUAACCUUUUUUAUCUCUGUAUUUUCUUUAUUCCCUUUUUUUCCCCUCACAAUGUUUCUCUAGAUCUUUAAAUUGUGUGGUUUCAGUGUGAAARUCGCCCAUAUUUUUCUCUCUUGAUGUAAUAGGACCCAUGAGGUAACUGUGUGCUGCAAAGAAGCAAUUUCACCCCAAGGGUAAAGUCUUUCAAACUGAUCCUCAGACAGCCUUUCAAGCUCCUCUGCAGCAGUAGUUCUGUAACGACAUAGAGAACACAGGGUUCACGAUUUUCCUUCAUGUGCAAGUGGAAUAGUUAAGAGAAUAUUGUUGCCACGUGUCUGGUUCUGUGUCCCUUAAUGCAGCAAGACAGAGAUGAGGAAAAGUUAAAUGUUCAGCAUUCUAAAAGCAGAGGAAAUGUAUGGAAAGCAGAUUUUCUUGCAGAACAAAUUAGCUUGUACAUAACUACUUUAAAUACUACAAAUAAAUUACAUUUAAAAUACUA